This is a messenger RNA of Polypterus senegalus (gray bichir), 1276 nucleotides long. Its product is annotated as myelin-oligodendrocyte glycoprotein-like. Gene Ontology annotation, cellular component: external side of plasma membrane. Gene Ontology annotation, biological process: T cell costimulation; cell surface receptor signaling pathway; positive regulation of T cell proliferation. Lineage: Eukaryota; Metazoa; Chordata; Cladistia; Polypteriformes; Polypteridae. The transcript is spliced from 4 exons. The record is from RefSeq and is a predicted model, not a curated record. The coding region runs from base 63 to 611 and encodes 182 amino acids.
CCUCUGUUUGACAUUCGCCAUUUUGAUGGCAGCACGUAAUCAGAAAAAAAAUAGUUUGCCACAUGUGUUUGAUGUCAUCUCCCCUGAGUGACCCUCAUGGCCAGCGUGGACACAUCAGACAUAAACUAAUCAGACUUAAGGAGGGUGAAGCCACAAAAGGACUGCGAGAGAUGAGGAGUAAGAAAUGCGUCAGAUCAGGUGCAAUGCCUAACAUUUGGAUAGAAGUCUGUCUUCUUCUGUUAUCACUGACUAACGCCCAGGCUGAUGGCUGCCUCACUGCCAUCAUUGGGGAGACGGUGCAGAUUCCCUGUUCUCUGAAUACUGAAGAGUCCUUAAAGACAGAAGACAUUUCAAUUGAAUGGCAAACAGAUGACUUUCACAAAGUUCACGCAUUUUACAAAGGAGAGGAUAAUCUGUUGCAUCAGGACUCCCAGUUUAAAGGCCGAACGCAGCUCUUCAGAUCUGAACUAUCACGUGGUAACUUCUCACUCGGGCUGUCAAACGUGUCAGUCAGUGAUGAAGGGGAGUUUGAGUGCAGUUACAAUAGAGCUCAAGAUACAAGCAGCAGACUUCUGUGUCGGCACUGUCUUCAAGUCGCAGCCCAGUCCUGACCAGGUGGUGCUGACAUAGUAACCUCCAUACAGAAGACCCCCUAAUGCCUUCAGAAGUAAACACUAAUAAAACUUAUCAUUAACUCGAGACAAAGUGAGCCCUUUUGUUGUCUGUCGAUAGCGAAGUAUUCAGAAUCCUCAUUAGUCCAAACCCCCAAAAGGGACAAUUAAAGAGCAGAAGAUGCCUAAGAGAAGGUGAUGACAAAUUCCAAACAGCCUCCUCCAGGACUGGCAAUGGCAGAAGCCCAGCUGUUUGAGGAGUUCACCUGCCCGGUGUGUUUGGACACUCAGAGUCUUUCUGUCUCGACUGACUCACCGACUACUUGGAUCAAAUCAAACGUGUGUAGCCGUCCUCGUCGCAGACACACCUUCCUCCCCAAGGUCUCGAUGGUGCUGAAGACGUCUGCUGAAUUAAGUGCUUGAGAAAUGAGAAAAGACAGAAAUCCAUCCUCCUCCAUCUCAGAGUUACACCAGUCCUAGAACGGGACAUCUGUAUUGGGAAGAAGUUUGGAGCAGUGAAGUUGUGUCUGACCUCCAUGGCCUCCUUCUGUCAGACUGACGUCCAGCCUUAUCUUGAAAUGGCGGCCUGAAGGAUCAGAGCUCACCGUCUGAGCACAUUACAUGUCAGUUCUCAAGAGCAUCGUCCAAAAUGACUUACUUAACAU